GCGACCUAGCGGAAUCAGGACGCUGUGAGUCAAAAAAAAACGGUGUGAACGGCGCCUUUGCUGCCUGCGACAAGCUGACUCUUCGUGCCCUGGACGAAUUGGUUUGGUCAGCCGCCUUCUUGAUGCGCAGCGUUAUGCAACGGGGUGAAGUCAGAGUCAAGUUGUCUUCAGGGGGUGAAGUGGUUGGCCCUCUGAACGAUUUCUGGAAGGCCGAUCCGGAACGGAGCCGACCACUCUUGAAGACGGUUGAUUUAAAGUCUGCUUAUAAGCAGCUGGCAGUUCACCCAGACCAUCAAGCCGCUUGCGUGGUGACCAUCAAAGAUCCUUGUUCAUCCGAAGUCAGGGGGUACAUCUCCCGCGUGCUGCCCUUCGGGGCCGGGGCAAGCGUGACGGCGUUCAAUCGCGUGGCCAGGUUGAUUCAGCGCAUCUUGCAGGAAGCGAGAGCUAUCAAUUUCAACUACUUCGACGACUACCCGUUACUUGAGCUUAGCGCCCUCAGAGGCAGCUGUGACAAGGUCGUGCAUUCGGUUCUCUCCUUAUUGGGGUUUGAGUGCGCCCUUGAGAAAGAGCAGCAGUUUGGUCAUAGCGCCGAUCUUCUAGGGGUUACGGUUGACUUGUCUGAUCCCUCGCUGGGUAAAGUGUGCGUCGCCAACAAGGUCGACAGGUGUGCCGAAGUCAGUGCGGCGGUUGGUGAGGUCAUCCGGAGAGGCUCCUUGAAGGCGCGUGAAGUUGCUUCACUUUUCGGGAGGAUCCAGUUCAUGGAGGGUCAGAUCAUGGGCCGGCUUGGUCGCCUUGCGCUCAUGGAGCUGCGGGCCUUGUGUGAUUCGUGUGGGAACCUCACCUUGGGGGAAGUCGAGGUUGCUGCCUUCCGAAAUCUUCAAAUCAGAAUGCAGUCACGGACCAUCAGCGCUGCGCUUCCAGACGGAUGCAUUUGUGUGUUCACCGACGGGGCUUGCGAGGGCCCAGAGGAUUCUCCUGUGUGCAGCAUCGGUGGUGUCAUGUACCAUCAGGUGGGUGGUCAUUGGUGCGCACGCUUUUUCAGUUGCAGCGCCCCGGCCAACAUCAUCAAAAGAUGGAGUGAAGCAGGCAAAAAGCAUCUCAUAGGUCCGGUGGAGUUGUACGCUGUGGUGUGCGCGCGCAGAGUUUGGAGCCACUAUCUCAAUCGUGAGAGGGUCCUGUUCUUCGUAGACCACAGUGGAGUUCAUGCCGCGUGCGUGAGUGGGACGUCAAAGGAUCCCAUAUGGAGAUCCCUGUUGGUUGAGCUUGAAUGUGCAGACGCCGAUGCAAUGAUGGGGUGGAUUGCCAGGGUCCCCUCACCGAGUAAUCCAGCAGAUGCUCCUUCUCGUGGCAGUGCCGAUUUCCCCAUUUUUGGGACUUUGCUGCUUCACCGGAGAAGCAUUGAGCCCGCUUGA
Messenger RNA from Symbiodinium pilosum, 1412 nucleotides. NCBI's taxonomy places the organism in Eukaryota, Dinophyceae, Suessiales, Symbiodiniaceae. The record is from the annotation of a GenBank genome assembly.